AUGCACAGGAGCGCGGCGACCGCCACCGCCGGCGCCCUGCACGGGCCCGGCGCCCCCCUGCGCACCACACACCCCGAUCGCCGAUCCCAAAGACGAACCUUGUGCGGACGACCGCGAGGGGAACCCACCGGCGUCCGUCCGGCGUCGUCGCGGAACGUCGAGGCAUCGGUCGACGAGUCGACGAGUCUGGCAGUGCCCGAGACGGAGAUGCCGUCCCUGCGGGAGCGCUUCGCGAUGGCGGACAUCGAUGGCAACGGGCUGAUCGACGAGGAGGAGCUGCGGGCGCUGCUGGAGUCCGCGGAGGGCGGCCGGUCCUACCUGCUGGACCACUGGCUACCGGAGUCGGCGCUGAGGGACGCCAUAGCGCUGUACGACACGGACGGCAGCGGCGACAUCGACUUCGACGAAUUCGUGGCGAUCGUGGCCGACGACCGGCUGCUCAAGGGCCGGGUCACGGACUACGAAGAGGCCUUCCGGGCGAUGGACGCCUCCGGGAGGGGGGCCAUCGGGAUGCCCGAGCUGUCGCGGCUGCUGGCUAGCCUGGGGCAGGGCAUGAGCGAGGAGCGCAUAGCCGCCACGUUCCGCAAGUACGACGUGGACGCCUCGGGAACGAUCGAGUUCGACGAGUUCCUGCUGAUGUUCCACGACAAGCUGCUGGACCUGAGGCAGGUGCUGGACUACAUACGGCUGGCGCCGGAGGCCAGCUCUCCGGGCGCCGGCUUUGGGGCGCCGUCGGCGGAGGUUGCCGCGGGUGAAGUGCGGGAGAUCGAGAGCGAGGAGGAGCUGGACGCCGUGCUGGCGUCCGCUCCAGGGCUGGUGGUCCUGUUCGCGGGGCUGGCGUGGUGCAGGCCCUGCAAGGCCGCCGUCAAGCCGUACAAGAAGCUGGCGGAGCGGUACAGGGCGGCCACUUUUCUCAAGGUACUGGGCAACCUCAAUGCCAGCACCAAAAGCUUGAUGAGGGACCGCCUGGGUGUGGCGGCCACACCUGCUUUUUACUUCUUCCGGAAUGGAGAGGUAGUUGACUCCCACACAGGUGCAAGCAGGCAGAAGAUGGAGACAGGGGUCAUCAAAAAUCUGAAGCCUGAGGAGCACCCAGCGGAGGGUCCUGUCUUAUUUCAGUUCUGA
Molecule: messenger RNA, 1125 nt
Organism: Ostreobium quekettii
Lineage: Eukaryota; Viridiplantae; Chlorophyta; Ulvophyceae; Bryopsidales; Ostreobiaceae
Source: the annotation of a GenBank genome assembly